AUGAACAGUACAGAUACAAAGCAGAGUGCCGGCUACUUUAAGGAAAAGGCGACGAUCGGUUUGAGCACCUUCAGUGGCGAUGAAAUCGUGAAGUCUAUUCUGAAGACUACCAGCCACCUGCUGAAAGCACCCAAGGAAAAGUACAUGCAGAAGCUGGUGGCGGCCUCGUAUGGGCAGUAUGGGUCUGGAUUGAGAGAGGGACUUCCAAUCAAUGAGUUCAUUGCCCGAGAACUGGAGAAACGAUCUCACACUCACAACUGGAUUGUAGUGCUGAAGACGAUGGUGUCGUUUCACCGGCUGCUGUGUGAUGCCUCGGACAGCAUGGUGGAAACGAUCUGCUGCUACAGGAAUGUGUUUAAUCCCUCACACAUCAAGAACCUGGCGGACACUGCCGAUGGGGCUGGACAGGCCUAUUUUAUUACGCAGUACAUGAAGUAUCUAGAGGAGCGCUGUAUUAUGCAGAGUGCUCUGGGGAAGGGUCGGCGCAUUGAGAUUCAUGAGUUUGAGGAGUACCUGGAGACACUGAAUGCAAACUCGCUCCAGCCGGUGUUUGAAAUUCUGCUUCGACUCUUCGAGGCGGUGCCAGCAGUCGAGUACCACGAAGCUGUGGUGAACAACUUUUGCACCAUGGAGGCGUAUCAACUGCUUGUGCGGGACGGAAAGCAACUCUUUCAGCACUUGGCGAAGCGUGUCAUCUUUGUGCUCGAUGGAUUUGAGGAGUUUUUGCUGUCUGAGAAGCGGCGCUGGCUCGACCUGUACCGCAGAUAUGCCAGUGCUUUUGCUUCCGUCAAGCAGUACUUUGAUUCCAUUUUGUGUUCCUCGCGCGUUUUUCUGGAGCCGGUGCCACAGUUAAAGCCGCUACCGGAGUCCCUGCUGACUCGUUUGGAGGGCGACAUACGCGCCAGUGAAAUGGCAAAGGAGGGACCGUGCACGCUGGAGAGCCUCGGUAUCCGCAGAAGCGAAGAUUCGCGCGUUGAUACGAAGGAUGAGAAGAUUAAACCGCCGCGCCCGCCGGAGCCAGUUGCGCUAAAGCACCCGGAGACAGUCCCAGCGCGCACACCAGCUGCACCCGCCUUUUCAUUGGACGACCUUUUUGUGGCAAGCCAGGAGCCGGUGAAGUCAGUAGAACCUACUGCAUCUCCUGUCUCUUGGACACCGUCACCACCGGCGACCACAUCAUUCCAUCAUGGCUCCGAGCAGUUUCAGUGGGAAACUGGCGUGCCUCAGAACUGGGGAUUUGGCGGUCCUAUCCCGCUCCAAGCGAACGCGCUGCCGCCAGCGCCACCGCCGCCGCAUGUCUUUUCAGGUGGUGUACCACCGCCUGCUGGAGAGGGCGCGCCGUAUCCUCUGGUGCAAUCGCCGUCGAAGCAACCGCCGCCGCCGGUGCGGUUCAAGAAGCCGGCGGACCCGUUUAAGGACUUGUACGAUAGGUGCCACUUGGAAUCCAACUAG
Leishmania mexicana MHOM/GT/2001/U1103 is the source of this 1452-nucleotide messenger RNA. RefSeq names its product putative clathrin coat assembly protein. The record is from RefSeq and is a predicted model, not a curated record. Gene Ontology annotation, cellular component: clathrin-coated vesicle; clathrin-coated pit. Gene Ontology annotation, biological process: vesicle budding from membrane; clathrin coat assembly; clathrin-dependent endocytosis. The coding region runs from base 1 to 1452 and encodes 483 amino acids. NCBI's taxonomy places the organism in Eukaryota, Euglenozoa, Kinetoplastea, Trypanosomatida, Trypanosomatidae. Gene Ontology annotation, molecular function: SNARE binding; phosphatidylinositol-4,5-bisphosphate binding; clathrin heavy chain binding. The transcript has a single exon.